Monoraphidium neglectum is the source of this 990-nucleotide messenger RNA. RefSeq lists its product as hypothetical. The record is from RefSeq and is a predicted model, not a curated record. The coding region runs from base 1 to 990 and encodes 329 amino acids. The transcript has 5 exons. Lineage: Eukaryota; Viridiplantae; Chlorophyta; Chlorophyceae; Sphaeropleales; Selenastraceae.
AUGGCCUGCAGCCAGUCCUCACCCUUCCCCUCCCCCACCCAGGACCCCUCGCCCACGCCCCCACCCUCCGCCACGGCGUCGCGCCACACACCCAUUGUGCAGGUCGGCUUGGACGACGUCCUGCACCCCUGGUUCAGGGAGCAGCAGAUAUCGCAGGCCCAGCGCGUCCUCGCCUCCGCCUCGUCAGCCGCCUGCGCCCGCGCCGCCCGCACCGGCCUGCCGCCCAGCGCGCGGCCGGCGGCCUGGGCAUGCGCGCUGGGCCUGCCGCCGCAGCCGCCGCAGCCACAGCCUGAGGCCGCCGGGGUUGCGAGGCCUGCGGCGGGGUGCUACCUGGCGAGCAGGCGUGAUGAGGACGUGCUCAGGGUGUUGUGCGAGGGGGUGGAGCGGCAGCAGCUGCUGGUGGACGCGCUGACAUGCGGCGACACGGCCGCAGUGGCGGCCAGCGAGCACUACUUCCUCUUCGCGGACGCGAUCAGGCGCGCCGGCUGCACCCAGGGUUACGGGCUCGAGCCUGCUCCGCAUGACUGCAGACCGGCCAUCCUCCUGGCGUUCAGCCGCGACGCCAGCAUCUGCCGCAACGCCCGGGGGGCGCCGCUGCCGAGGCUUGCUAUGGAGGGCCGUGGCGGCCGCCUGCACGCCUACCCACCCAGCGGCGUGCUGCCCUUCUGCGGCCUCGCCGCGCUGGCGGCCCCCCUCGCGUUCCUGUACAGCAGCCCCGCCGCGGCGUACCGCGUGUUUGCAGCGCUGUACUGCCGCCACUGGAUGUUCUCUGCGUUUGCGGGGUACCUCUCGCCCGGCGAGACGCUGCUUCUGUGGGACCGCGUCAUCGGCUUCGACUCGCUGCUGCCGCUGCCGCUGCUCGCCGUGGCCGUGGUGACGCGCGAUCUGAUACUGGCUGCGGCCAGCCCGGAGGAGCUGACAGAGGCGGUGGAGGACCUAGGGGAGAUCAGGGUGGUGCCGCUGCUGCAGGCGCUGCUGUUUGACGCGUGA